GUGCUACAUAAAGAACCCCCAAGGUUGGAUGGAUCAUCCAAGCCCUGGGCAGGACACUAGAAGACGCCAAACGGGCAAAGCUUCCGCAGGCGGUGAGGGGGGGAACCUAGAAGUAGUACAUCACCAGAUGGAUUCGCCCACCUUUACAACUUCUUUCCCACUACCAAACCCAGCGAAUUCUCUGAAACCGUCUUAUUAAGCCCCCAUUACCCCCAUAUAUUACACGAAACUUUACUAGAAGCUUUAAACCCUUGGCCCAACAUGUCCCAUAACCGACAAGCCCUGCCGCAAGCCUCAACACCCAAUUCUCGGGUCUCAUCCGUCACCCGAGUAGAAGAAAGACCGCGCAUUUCUGGAACCCUCAGGCUAAGAGCAGAAGAUGCACCGCCACCCCCCGUAAGCCAGGAUGAGGCACCCUCGCGGCGCAUCCGAUGGAGCGAGGACGUUAUCGAUAACGAAGGCAUGGGCAAGAAGAGCUCCAAAGUAUGCUGUAUCUACCACAAAGCCCGACCGGUUGGCGAAAGCAGUUCCGAAGAGUCUUCUUCUUCAUCCUCGGAUUCCGACUCCGACUCCGACUCGCAUAGUGACCGUCCCACAAGCAGAAGAAAGUGCCAGCACGCCCAUAAUCAAAACGGAGAGCAUCCGCAUGACUCUUCGCAAGGAUCUCCUGAGAGAGGCCGAGUGGUGGAAGGUUGUUCGCGAAAUCACGAGACCCGGAAAACGAAACGGAGAAAGCCUAGUCCGAACGCGUAUGAGAAAAUGCCCAAGAAUAAAUGA
Aspergillus ochraceoroseus IBT 24754 is the source of this 777-nucleotide messenger RNA. RefSeq names its product PPP1R11/YPI1 family protein. Lineage: Eukaryota; Fungi; Ascomycota; Eurotiomycetes; Eurotiales; Aspergillaceae. Gene Ontology annotation, cellular component: nucleus. The transcript has 2 exons. The record is from RefSeq and is a predicted model, not a curated record. Gene Ontology annotation, molecular function: protein phosphatase 1 binding; protein serine/threonine phosphatase inhibitor activity. The coding region runs from base 262 to 777 and encodes 171 amino acids.